GUUGGAGAAUUUCUUAGAUUGAUAUAAGCGAAACAAGAAGCGAAAGAGAAAGAGAAGAGAAGGUAUCAAUGGCGGGUUAUGGGAUCUCGGCGGCAUUUGAUUCGAAGACAGUGCAGCUGAUCUUCCUAACACUUCUUGUCAUGGUGGGUUCUUUCUACACGGGCACCCUCUUCGGUAUCAACAACGCUGCAUACGUCCGUCAAGCAUCCUCUCCUUCCUCCCAUAACUCCUCUGGUCAUUCAAAGUUUACAAACAAAGUUGUUCUUACUUUUAGGAGAACACCACUUUUAAUACCUAAAAAUGGGAUGAACAUAUGCCCCUUAACUUACAAUGAGUACAUCCCCUGCCAUGAUCCUUCUUAUGUAAGAGAAUUGCUCCCAAAUCUGGAUAUUCAUAGAAGAGAAGAACUUGACAGGCACUGCCCUCCGCUUGAAAGACGAUUGUUUUGCUUGGUUCCCCCACCCGAAGAUUAUAAAAUGCCAAUAAGAUGGCCGACUAGCAGGGACUAUGUGUGGCGCAGUAAUGUGAACCAUACACAUCUGGCUGAAGUCAAAGGAGGACAAAACUGGGUGCAUGAGAAGGAUAAAUUGUGGUGGUUCCCUGGUGGUGGUACACAUUUCAAGCAUGGGGCAUCAGAGUAUAUCCAAAGGUUAGGAAAUAUGACAACUAAUGAGACAGGUGAUCUCCGUUCAGCUGGGGUAGUUCAGGUUCUUGAUGUUGGUUGUGGGGUUGCCAGUUUCUCAGCUUAUCUACUUCCACUGGACAUUCAAACAAUGUCCUUUGCUCCGAAAGAUGGGCAUGAGAAUCAGAUUCAGUUUGCCUUAGAGCGAGGAAUUGGUGCAAUGAUUUCUGCAAUAGCCACAAAGCAACUACCACUUCCCGCUAAUUCAUUUGAAAUGGUCCACUGUUCACGGUGUCGUGUUGAUUGGCAUGAAAAUGAUGGUGUGUUGCUCAAAGAAGUGGAUCGUCUUUUGCGACCUAAGGGAUUUUUUGUGUAUUCAGCUCCACCUGCUUAUAGAAAAGAUAAAGAUUAUCCACUGAUAUGGGAUAAGUUGGUGAAUCUGACUUCUGCAAUGUGCUGGAAACUCAUUGGUCGUCAGGUGCAGACAGCAAUCUGGAUUAAACUGGAAGACCGUUCAUGCCUAGUGCACAAUGCUGAGCAGAAGCUAGUGAAUUUAUGUGAUGAUGUGGAUGAGUCUAAGCCAUCAUGGAACAUACCACUCAGAAACUGUGUAAAGCUUACCAGUGGGGAAGCAGAUAUUCAGAAACUCCUACCUAGACCACAGCAUCUUUUAGUUUAUACAGAGAGUCUGAACGAUAUAGGCAUCAGUCGAGAAGAAUUCUUCUUAGAUAUGACUUUCUGGAAAGAUCAAGUUCAACAUUACUGGAGACUGAUGAAUAUUAGUAAGACAGAGAUUAGAAAUGUCAUGGACAUGAAUGCUUACUGUGGUGGAUUUGCAGUGGCUUUGAGUACAUUUCCUGUUUGGGUGACGAAUAUAGUUCCUAUAACUAUGAACAAUACCUUGUCUGCUAUAUACAACCGAGGCUUGAUAGGCGCUUUUCAUGACUGGUGUGAGCCCUUCUCGACAUAUCCACGUACAUAUGACUUGUUACAUGCCAACCAUCUGCUCUCUCACUAUGAAGGCAGCAGGGAAGGUUGCUUACUAGAAGAUAUAAUGCUGGAGAUGGACCGUAUUCUUCGUCCUCAGGGAUUUGUUAUUAUUCGAGAUGAUGAAUCUAUUGUCUCAAGAAUCAAAGACCUUGCACCAAAAUUUCUUUGGGAUGUUGAAUCACAUCUGCUAGAGGAUAAACAAAAGAAAAUGGAACAUGUGCUAAUUUGCAGAAAGAAGUUUUGGGCAGUCGUUUAAGGUAUUCAUUUAUUUAUCUGAAAAAUAGGUUUUAAAUGCUCCCAGUACCUAGGUUGUAUGACGGCCAUGUGAAAAAUCGGAUACAUGAGGUUCAGCUUAAGAUUCCUCCGCCC
This is a messenger RNA of Telopea speciosissima, 1981 nucleotides long. Its product is annotated as probable methyltransferase PMT6. Gene Ontology annotation, cellular component: endosome; trans-Golgi network; cytoplasm. Gene Ontology annotation, molecular function: methyltransferase activity. The transcript has 7 exons. Lineage: Eukaryota; Viridiplantae; Streptophyta; Magnoliopsida; Proteales; Proteaceae. Bases 69 to 1868 code for a protein of 599 amino acids. The record is from RefSeq and is a predicted model, not a curated record.